Messenger RNA from Harpia harpyja (harpy eagle), 1836 nucleotides. RefSeq names its product target of EGR1, exonuclease (gene TOE1). Gene Ontology annotation, cellular component: Cajal body; cytoplasm. The record is from RefSeq and is a predicted model, not a curated record. Gene Ontology annotation, molecular function: snRNA binding; metal ion binding; 3'-5'-RNA exonuclease activity. Gene Ontology annotation, biological process: snRNA 3'-end processing. The transcript has 7 exons. The coding region runs from base 58 to 1692 and encodes 544 amino acids. NCBI's taxonomy places the organism in Eukaryota, Metazoa, Chordata, Aves, Accipitriformes, Accipitridae.
GGACAGCCGCGUCGCCAGAGGCCCCGGGAGCGGCGCGGGGCAGCGGCGGCGGCGGCCAUGGCGCGGUGGCGGGUGCCGGUGGUGGACGUGCAGAACGACAACUUCACGGAGCUGUGGCCCUCCAUGGUGCUGGCGCUGCGCACCGCCACCUUCGUCGCCGUGGACACGGAGCUGAGCGGCCUCGGUGCCAGGAAGUCGCUGCUGAGCCCGUGCAUCGAAGAGCGGUACCGGGCCGUCUGCAGCGCGGCCAGGACCCGCUCCGUCCUCUCCCUCGGCGUCGCCUGCUUCAAGCAGCUCCCGGAGAAGUCCGAGAACACGUACCUCUGCCAGAUCUACAACCUGACGCUCCUCUGCACGGAGGAUUAUAUUGUCGAACCCCAGUCGGUGCAGUUCCUGGUGCAGCACGGCUUCGACUUCAACAAGCAGUACUCCCAGGGGAUUCCUUACCACAAGGGCAACGACAAGGGCAAUGAGAACCAGAGCCAGAGCGUUCGGACUUUUUUUCUGGAGCUCAUACGAGCGAAGAAGCCUCUCAUUCUCCAUAACGGCCUGAUCGAUCUGGUCUUCCUGUACCAGUGCUUCUAUGCUCACCUCCCAGACAACCUCGGCACCUUCACUGCUGAUCUUUCGGAAAUGUUUCCAGCAGGAAUAUACGACACUAAGUAUGCUUCAGAGUUUGAGACUCGCUUUGUAGCAUCCUACUUGGAGUACGCUUACAAGAAGUGCAAGCGAGAGAACUGCAAACUGAAGGACUCCAGUGGCCCGCACCUCACCGUUGAGUUCUGCAACUACCCUGCCAACAUGUCCCGUUACAUCGACUAUCGCCACUGCUCUCUGGAAGAAGAAAGCCACAACGUGGGAGGGGGAAAUAAGGUGCCUGUCUGUGAGAAAUUUUCGGCCUAUGGCUGGUGUCCAAAAGGGGUGAAGUGUCCACAGUCCCAUAACAUUGACCUCAUAAUUGAUGAGGAUGACAAGCUUUGGGAGGAGAAGCGGAAGAAACGGAAGCACAAAUGGAAGCGUCAGAAGAACACAGAAGAGCUUGCAAAGGUGUUUGAACAGGAAAGCUCAGGGAAAGAAAUUGAGCUAGCUCAGAAUGGGGAGGAGGGACCACCACGAAAACAGAGCUGCUACGAGCCUGCAGCUGCUACAGAGCUCGCAGAGAUCACACCUAACAGUGAGGGCAGGCCACUGGAGGAGAACUCCACGGACAUGGAACCAGAAGUCAGCUCAGACACCAGCAUGCAACGGGAAGAGGAGCUGGGGAGCACCGAAGGAACUGCUGCCCAGGUAGCAGCUGCUGUGAGCCCUUCUGCCAAGGGAAAUGUCUCUGACAGUGACCAAGUGGAGGGGAAGUCAGAGGUUCCUGCUGGGGUGGGCUCAGUCAACCACCCAGACAUCCCCAAGACUGAAGCAGCAUGUGCUGCAGAAAAGGAAACCCAUGGCCCACCUUCACAGGGGGGCACACACCGAGCUGGCUUUGAUGCAUUCAUGACUGGCUACAUCAUGGCUUAUGUCUGGAUGCUCAAGAAAGGAAAAAACACAGAUGCUGGUGCAGGGCCCUGGUUGCCAGACUGCCACAAUAAACUGUACCUCAGUGGGAAAUCGGUGCCACUUCAAAUAGUGAAGAGCUUGUUUUCUAAAUCUUCCAAAGCUCACAGCCAGAAGAUGAAGUUGGCCUGGGCCAGUGGAUAGAGCUAGAGGGCUCCUCAGUGAGCUGGGCUGUUUUUCCCCUCAAGUUUUGAAGUUCUUUAUUCCAUCAAGAACUGACUAGAAGGGGAGCAAGUUUCUUACUGUUUUUGUUUUAACUUCUGACUGAUUAAAUUGCUCUCAAUUAGA